This is a messenger RNA of Hordeum vulgare subsp. vulgare (domesticated barley), 1163 nucleotides long. RefSeq names its product protein FATTY ACID EXPORT 1, chloroplastic-like. Lineage: Eukaryota; Viridiplantae; Streptophyta; Magnoliopsida; Poales; Poaceae. The record is from RefSeq and is a predicted model, not a curated record. The transcript is spliced from 7 exons. The coding region runs from base 258 to 959 and encodes 233 amino acids. Gene Ontology annotation, cellular component: membrane.
ACCCCUGGCUAAUUUCCAUGUCUGCCCACAGGCCCCGCACUGCGCCUGGCCUGACCGCCGCGAACAGAUCCUGGGAUCUCUCCUCCCUCCGACCCUCCCUCUUCGUCUCUCGUUUCCCUCUCUUUCGGUCCCUACCCCGACGCCCGCUCGACCUCGGUCCAAGUCCGGCAGCCAAGGCGACAGCGACGGCAAGGGCAUUUUAAACGGUGGCACACCAAUUUGGGCAAAUCAUCAAAGUUGCACCAAUUUCGGGGCAAAUGAUAAAAAGUCCUGUUUCACCGUCUCAAUCCCACAUGGCUGUAGCGGCGGCGCAGCUCCGUGGAUCGGCCAUGGUCGCUCGGAGGCAUGGAGCCUUCAGAGUCCCCUCCUCCUGCCGGUGGCCACGUCACCCUCUCGCCGGUUCACUAAAGUUUUCAGUUUCUACCAGUGGAGUGAGUGGGAAGCUGUUUGGUUUUGGUGCCAAAAUUGCAAAAAAAUGUGUAAAUGAGAACACUCGGGCUGAAGAGUUGAAUUCGAGAUCAGAUCAAGCAGGCGAACUUGUAGCACCAGUUGAAGAUGUGACUCCCCAAAAGAGGAGCUCUAAGAUCCAUGAUUUUUGUUUUGGGAUUCCUUUCGGUGGUCUCUUGUUCUGCAUGGGGCUUCUAGGCUACUUUUUCUCUAGGAGUACUGUAAGUCUUGUCCUAGGUGUUGCACCUGGGCUUGCUACGCUCUUUCUUAGUACCCUCAGUUUAAACUUUUGGAGGAGUGGAAGAUCCAGCUUCCUGUUUAUAUUGGGCCAAGCAGCAAUUUCUGCUGUCCUUGCAUGGAAGUAUUCUCAUGCAUACUUACUGACGAAUAGAAUUCUUCCUUGGGGCUUCUACGCUUCACUGAGCACUGCGAUGGCUUGUUUCUAUGUGUACGUGCUGCUCGCCGGAGGAAAUCCACCACCCAAGAAGUUGGCCCCGGCACCAUCGACCUAGAGCAGGGAGCAGGCAUACAUUUUUUAUCCUAGCUUAAUUUGGCCUUUGUGCUCCAUAAAAUGCUGCGACUACUAGCACAGAAGAGUUAUGUCUUCUUCUAUAUUUGUAUGUUUCCUAAUAGUAGGAUUGAGGUAACAUCGAGCAAAUAAUACUGGCAGGAUGGUUGUAACGAUCCAGCCCUGAUGAGCAUUUUUCUUUCGGUUA